Pteropus alecto (black flying fox) is the source of this 1443-nucleotide messenger RNA. RefSeq names its product transducin-like enhancer protein 7. Gene Ontology annotation, biological process: regulation of DNA-templated transcription; negative regulation of canonical Wnt signaling pathway. The coding region runs from base 1 to 1443 and encodes 480 amino acids. NCBI's taxonomy places the organism in Eukaryota, Metazoa, Chordata, Mammalia, Chiroptera, Pteropodidae. The transcript has 12 exons. The record is from RefSeq and is a predicted model, not a curated record. Gene Ontology annotation, cellular component: nucleus; transcription regulator complex. Gene Ontology annotation, molecular function: protein binding; transcription corepressor activity.
AUGGGUGCCCCAGGGCACCCCGCAGAUCAGAUCCUGGGCCACCGAGAUCCCACCCACGCUCAGCCCGAGCCCAGCCUCCAGGAAGCCCUCCUCCGCUGCACGGCGGCGCGGCGCCGCUGCCCGCCGCUUCCCUUCAGCCCGCCACGCGGCAGGAGGAAAACACUGAUCCGGCUGCCCCCGGGGGGCGCCACUCCCUGCCCUCAUGCGAAGGAGUACCCCUUGAUCAGAGUCCUGGGGCAGCCCGGACUGAGCGUUUGGUGGAAGUCUCUUGUAGAUCUGCUGAGGGCGAAGCAUGAGCUUCAAGCGCAGUCCCAUCUGAACGGGUUCUAUGGCACGCCCCCGCGGCCCCCAGGUGCCCUGCAGCGUGGCCCGGUUUAUCCAGCUAUGAGCCCUCUGACCCCGCAGCAGUGGGCCCUCCAGACCCUGGACAGAUCUGAGUCCCAGACCAGUUGGCUGUCUGAGGCAGAACCAGGAGAAGCAGCAGAGUUCAGCCCCAGCGGCCUACCAGGAUCCGAGUUCGAUGAAGUGGUGGUGAGGCAGAGGACCCCACGUGAGUCCUGGAAGGUUGGCAAACUUCGCCACGGCAAGAAAGUCUAUGCUGUUGCCAUCAGCAGCUCAACUCACCAUGUGUACACAUGUGGUCACGGCUACAUCAAGGUGUGGGACGAGAGUGCUCUACAUGCCUGGAACAAGGCCCCUCAGGCCCAGCUGAACUUCCAGGACCAUCAGAACUGUGUCCUCACCUGCAAGCUGUUUCCUGACGAGCAGAGCCUGAUCACGGGGGGUCUGUCCCGUACUCUGACUCUGUGGGACCUGGCACCCACACCCCGCAUCAGGGCACAGCUGGCCUCAACCGGCCCCAUGUGCUACUCCCUGGCCAUCUCCUCCAAUGCCCAGAUCUGCCUGGCUUGUUUCAAAGGAUUCGUUGAGAUUUGGGAUUUGCAGAACCAAAUCUUGAUCAGGACUAGGAAGCACGAAGUCCCCGAAUAUGGGUCCCGAUGUGUAGACAUUGCGGGCAAUAAGUUCUGGACCGGAGGUGAAGACACCAGCCUAUAUUCCUGGGACCUGAGAAGCUACCAGAAGCUGCAGCAACACAAUCUACACCAUGAGAUCCUCAGCAUCACCCAUGACCCCAGUGAAGAGUGGAUGUUAGUGGGCUUGAGAACGAGUGAUGUCAUAAUCCUCCACACCCACCGGAAGGAGAAGUUUAAGGCCGUCAUACACAAGUACAUCCACCACCACAACCUCAAGUUCGCCUCCUGUGGGAGCUAUUUUGUGACCACACUGGACGAGUCGAUACACUGCUUAGCUGCACCUUCUCUACAAAGGUUGUUUCAGGUAGAAGAGGCCACAGAAAUCCUGUGUUGCGAUGUGUCCUCUGACAACCAGUAUCUGGUCACGGGUUCCAAGAACAGUGCCACGGUUUACCAGCUCUUGUAUUGA